AGCCCUGGAGGAAAACCACAGGCUGCCUGAGGCUGCUCCUGGGGCCCGCGGUGGGACGGGCCAGGCGAGGCUGGUCAGCCGGCAGGACGGGGAUGGCGGAGCGCUCGGGCAGCGGUGCGGGCCUCCUGGCCAAGCAGAUGCAGAAGAAAUUCAGCCGGGCCCAGGAGAAGGUGCUUCAGAAACUGGGGAAAAUAGCAGAAACCAAAGAUGAACGUUUUGAACAGGCUGCUCAAAACUUCUACCAGCAGCAGACUGAAGGCCAAAAACUAUACAAGGACUUGAAACAUUUCCUUGAUGCUGUCAAAGUGAUGCACGAUAGCUCGAUGAGACUGUCCCAGACUCUACAGGAGAUCUACAGCUCUGAGUGGGAGGGCUACAGGGACCUGAAAGUCAUUGCAGUGAAUAAUAAUCUCCUUUGGGAAGACUAUGAAGAGAAACUGGCUGACCAGGUCGUGAGAACUAUGGAGAACUACAUUUACCAGUUCAGCGAAGUUAAGGAGAGAAUUUCCAAGCGAGGUCGGAAACUGGUAGAUUAUGACAGUGCCCGCCACCACCUCGAGGCCGUACAGAAUGCCAAGAAGAAGGACGAGGCUAAAAUCCUCAAGGCAGAGGAGGAGUUCCAAAAAGCCCAGACAGUGUUUGAGGACCUGAACCGGGAGCUACGGGAAGAGCUGCCUAUUCUCUACAGCAGCCGCAUUGGCUGCUAUGUGACCAUCUUCCAGAACAUCUCCAACCUCAGAGAUGUUUUCUAUAAGGAAAUGAGCAAGCUGAACCAUGACCUAUAUGAAGUGAUGAGCAAACUGGAGAAGCAAUAUUCCAGCAAAGUCUUUGUGGUCAAGGGAGUAUCCAAGCACCGAGGCUCCUUGGUCAUCUCAUCUCCCAUACCUAGAUCCAGUAUUUCCUUAACCUCUGGGGAGGGCAGCCCUCUGGCCUCCCCCAGCAGUCCUUCUCCUACAGAUUCUUCUCCCAGAAGUCUGUCUCCUGCAAGCCCCCCUCCCAGAAGUCCCUCUCCUGUGAUACCCAUUGCCACAAGCCCUUCUUCCACCAACACCUCCCUCCUUUGCUUGAAGAAGGAAAGAGAAUCAGUCUUUGAAGAAGAAAAGGCUCCAGACGUGGAGCUCGCCCAGAAGGAAGAUUUCCCUGAAUUCCAGGAGGACCCCUUUGAUGAAGAGAAGACAGGGGACAAGGAUCACCCCAGUGUUGAGGAAAAGUUUGUGCCUCCCUGCAAUGGUCCGGCUGGGUCCCGACCCUCUUCUGUGGCUGAAGAUGAGCCGCAAGCCGGAGGCCCCCCUCCUGACCUGGCCCCUGUCUCCACGGGAGUCCCACCUUCUCCCAAGGAUAAAGAAUCAGGCCCAAGGGAGAGAGCACCCAAUUUCCAAUCUGUGAUGGUAGCUGGUGAGGCAUCUCCUCCCGAGCUCCAGGGCCCGGGGCCCUGCCCUGAUCCCAAACCAGCUGAGCCACCCGGUGCUGGCACACCUGGCCUCAGCUCAGGGGACAGCAACGCCAGAAGCUUGGAGCAGCGCUUCCCUGCGCCACCCGUCAGGCAGGUUUCUUAUGAACUUGGUACAAAAGAAGAGGUAAAUAGUGAGGAAAGCAAGAACUUAGACCAGAGCAAGAAGCGGGAUUCAGACAUUUCCCUUCAGGUGAAGGAAUGUCCGAAUGAAGAAGAAAAUUGAGUGAGAACUUUGGCCAUGAUCCCCACACCUUCCCUGGCCAGCUUCCCAAACGGGGAAGUGCCAGUUGUGGGAACAAGAAGCCAGCUGGUCCAGGAGGCCACAGUCCAGUCGGCCUCCCACUCUGGCAGUGUGAAUGCUGGCCCUCAGGGGAGUCGGGGAAGAAAGUUUGACCCAGAAAAUAGUUCAUCCAAACUGGGGAGUUGUUAGCAUGAUAAAAAGCUGGUUUUGAUUUUCUUUUUAGUGAAGGGGGGUUUAGGGAUUGGAACAAAAAGCACACACAUCACAGAGACUUCUGUAUUCAUAUAGAAACACAUACUGUGAUGGAGAUUAAAACAGUUGUGCAUGAUUUAAAGGCCAGAAGGUCAGUUUUCAGUGUUAAAGACAAAUAAAUAUAUUUCUGUUUAAUUCAACAAA
This is a messenger RNA of Antechinus flavipes (yellow-footed antechinus), 2090 nucleotides long. RefSeq names its product bridging integrator 2 (gene BIN2). Bases 93 to 1676 code for a protein of 527 amino acids. The transcript is spliced from 12 exons. Lineage: Eukaryota; Metazoa; Chordata; Mammalia; Dasyuromorphia; Dasyuridae. Gene Ontology annotation, cellular component: cytoplasm; phagocytic cup; plasma membrane. Gene Ontology annotation, molecular function: protein binding; phospholipid binding. The record is from RefSeq and is a predicted model, not a curated record. Gene Ontology annotation, biological process: podosome assembly; phagocytosis, engulfment; plasma membrane tubulation.